Oncorhynchus keta (chum salmon) is the source of this 5733-nucleotide messenger RNA. RefSeq names its product interleukin-1 receptor type 1-like. Gene Ontology annotation, molecular function: interleukin-1 receptor activity. Bases 3233 to 4948 code for a protein of 571 amino acids. The transcript is spliced from 11 exons. The record is from RefSeq and is a predicted model, not a curated record. Lineage: Eukaryota; Metazoa; Chordata; Actinopteri; Salmoniformes; Salmonidae. Gene Ontology annotation, biological process: signal transduction.
GAAUAAAUUCUUCUUUAUUAAACGAAGAACACUAAAACAAAAUGAAUGUGCCGCUAUAUAACACGAGUGCUGACAUGCAACUACACAGACAAUAACCCCAAAAACCAAAAUGGAAAAUGGCAACCUAAAUAGGAUCCCCAAUCAGAGACGACGAUAAACAGCUGUCUCUGAUUGGGAACCAAUUCAGGCCACCAUAGACCUACAUAUACCUAGACAUACCAAAACCCCAUAGAAUUACAAAAAAAACCUAGGCAAGACAAAAACACAUACCACCCUUGUCACACCCUGACCUAACCAAAAGAAUAAUAAAAAACAAAGAUAACUAAGGUCAGGGUGUGACACAGAUUGAUGUUAAUCAUCCAUUGAGCUAUAAGUGUAAUAUUUAUGAAUGCAGUCAAUAAUGCAUAAGUAGGCCUAAGUAUUUAUGAAUAACUUACUGACAUUUACUUUUAUAGCAUUAAUGUUUUAUAAAUGGUGUGCCGACUAUUAACAAAUACUUUAUUAAAGCAAAUUAUUGUAGCGUUCCCUGAAAAUUACCAAAAACUUUGCAGAAAGGGUGUGGCGUUUGCAGAAGUUGGUUGUAUGCUAGCUCUUUUGUCAUGGCUAGCCUACUAAACCUACAUUCAGGUAGUCCUUAAUCUGUGACUGCUAACCUGCUUUACUGUAAUCCAAUGUGAUCAUAAAAUAGGCUAUGUCAUUUAAAAAAAAGUUUAUCGAAAAGCCUUAGACAUCUAAUAUAUAUAUCAUUUUAAGUAGCCUAUUUUAAUUUAUGUCAAGUGGAGAUAAAGUGAAUAUUAAAAAUAAUCAAAUGGUUCAUUAUAGUGGUUCAAUUAAACAAUGUUAAUAAGUGGACUGAUCAUGUUUUCAAAGAUGAUGAUCAGUGAAAAUAUUGCUGACAUUUAGUCCUAUAAGGCUUAAUAAUGAAUUAUUAGCGUGAUAUGUACUGUAGGAGUAGUAGUAGUUGGCGUAUAGGCCUACCUAAACUUGGACAAAUGUUUUCGCAAGUAGACUUAUGGGAAGUAACAUUUAGCCACUUUAGAUGGGAAUGGCUUUUCUUCAAUAGGUCUACAUACAAGUCACCUUCCAAUUUCUUACUAGGCCAAGUUAAGUAGACUUGUCUGAUAGACUUUACAUAACAUAGUAAAGUACAUCUGGGACACCCAAAUGAGUAUGAUAUGUUACGUUUGGUAUUGUUACAUGAGACCAAACUUAAGGCAAAAACGCGUAUCACGAGAAUGCCUAGUUACGUGUUCGGAUCUCAUCACGGACAAUUUUUGCUAAUAACUAAGUUGCCACUACUUGCUACUUUGCAACUAUUUAGCAUGUUAGCUAACCUUUCCCUUAACUCUAAGCCUAAUCUUAACCCUUUUAGCUAACCCAGAGUUUUCCAAACUAUUAGUUUAGUUGUUCAACUGUACAACAAUAGUACGCAAGUAUAAACACCAUGGGACCACGCAGCCGUCAUACAGCUCAGGAAGGAGACUCGUUUUGUCUCCUAGAGAUUAAUGUACUUUGGUGUGAAAAGUGCAAAUCAAUCCCAGAACAACAGCAAAGGACCUUGUGAAGAUGCUGGAGGAAACAGGUACACAAGUAUCUAUAUCCACAGUAAAACAAGUCCUAUAUCGACAUAACCUGAAAGGCUGCUCAGCAAGGAAGAAGCCACUGCUCCAUAACCGCCAUAAAAAAGCCAGACUAUGGUUUGCACCUGCACAUGGGGACAAAGAUCAUACUUUUUGGAGAAAUGUCCUCUGGUCUGAUGAAACACAAAUAAAACUGUUUGGCCAUAAUGACCAUCGUUAUGUUUGGAGGAUAAAGGAGGAGGCUUUGAAGCCGAAGAACACCAUCCCAACCGUGAAGUACAGGGUGGCAGCAUCAUGUUGUGCGGGUGCUUUGCUGCAGGAGGGACUGGUGCACUUCACAAAAUAGAUAGCAUCGUGAGGAAGAAACAUUAUGUGGAUCGCAAUUGUGUCUUCCAAAUGGACAAUGACCCCAAUCAUACUUCCAAAGUUGUGGAGAAAUGGCUUAAGGACAACAAUGUCAAGCUAUUGGAGUGGCCAUCACAAAGCCCUGACCUCAAACCUCUAUAGAACAUUUGUGGGCAGAACUGAAAAAGUGUGUGUGAGCAAGGAGGCCUACAAACCUGACUCAGUUACACCAGCUCUGUCAGGAGGAAUGGGCCACAAUUCACCAAACUUAUUGUGGGAAGCUUGUGGAAGGCUGCCCAAAAUGUUUGACCCAAGUUAAACAAUUUAAAGACAAUGCUACCAAAUACUAAUUGAGUGUAUGCAAACUUCUGACCCACUGGGAAUGUGAUUAAAUAAAUAAAACCUGAAAUAAAUCAUUUUCUCUACUAUUAUUCUGACAUUUCACAUUCUUAAAAUUAAGUGGUGAUCCUAACUGACCUAAAACAGGUACUUUUUACUUGGAUUAAAUGUCAGGAUUUGUGAAAAACUGAGUUUAAUUGUAUUUGUCCCGCCCUGGUCGAAGUAUUUUGUGUUUAUCUUCAUUUAUUUGUUCAGGCCAGGGUGUGACAUGGGUUUUUGUAUGUGGUGUGUAUGUAGUGGGAUUGUAGCUUAGUGGGGUGUUCUAGGUAAGUCUAUGGCUGUCUGAAGUGGUUCUCAAUCAGAGGCAGGUGUUUAUCGUUGUCUCUGAUUGGGAACCAUAUUUAGGCAGCCAUAUUCUUUGGUUGUGUGGUGGGUGAUUGUCCUUAGUGUCUUGAUGUCCUUAGUCUGUUAGUUUGCACCAGUUUAGGCUGUUUCGGUUUUCAUUACGUGUAUUGUUUUGUUGAGUUUGUGGUUUGAUUCGUGUUACGUUGUUUGAUUAAACAUGGAUCGCAAUCUACACGCUGUGUUUUGGUCCGACUCUCCUUCACCACUAGAAAACCGUAACAUUAUUUGGCUAAAGUGUAUGUAAACCUCCGACUUCCGAAUAAUACGAAAUACUGUGACACCAGGUUGAGUUAAGAUAGGCCUACAAUACUAACCUCACAAAAUGAGUAGUAGAAUAUUCCACCUGCAUCUAGCUGAGUGGGCGGCUUGUAGUGGAACCAGGCAUACGAUGCGCUCCUUGAGACGUAAAGUAGGCUAACGUUACUCAUAUAGGUUAAAAGUUCCGGGAAGGGGAUUUCCGCCUAACCAUUACUCUUGUAGACCAAAUGAGGAGACUGUGUUUAUUCCACUGACGCAAAAUAAAUCACAAAGCAUCAAACUACAUUGCUAAGAUUCGGAACAUCAUGUUGUGGGAGUUCUACAUUUGCUUUCUCAAUAUGACUCUGUUGCUCCACCUCUCCCUUGGCCAAGAACACCAGGGGGCCGUAGAGGUCCACUACAUCAGUGCAGGUCACUUCUUCCAGCUGAAGUGUAGUGAUGACGAUGACGCUGAGGCCCGAACCGCUGUGACCUGGAGUAGAGGGGGGAACCAGACCCUUAACGCGACCUCUGGGGUGGAGGUCAGAGGAGAGGUUCUGUGGUUUCUACCUACCCACACCUCCCAUAACGGACACUACACUUGUGAGAGCAAGUACCCCACUGGAUCGUGGGAGAUGAAGUUUGUUUUGUCUGUGGACCCUGGACCCUGUCCUGUCCCAGCUGAGAACAGGACUGUAUCCCAUGGGAUGAGUGAAGUGGUGUUCUGCAGACAGCAGGAUGUCCUCAGUCUAGACCCCACAGCACACAUCCGAUGGUUCAAGGACUGUAGUCCUGUCGACAAGCAUGGAGAGACGAUCAUUGAAGAAGAUUGUCCGAAGAGGCUCCGGUUGGUCAAUGCUACUGAGAGCCAUGCUGGAGUUUAUACCUGCCUGGUAGAGUUCUCUCUGCAGGGGAGAAACUACACCGCCACCCACAGCACUCAGCUUAAAGUCAACAAAGAAAAUGUCCCGUUGAAACCCCAAGUAACCUAUCCCAGAAAAGAAACCUUUACGGUUGAACCAGGCUCAAGAGUAGAGCUGGUGUGUUCAGCGUUUCUAGGGGUUGGUGAAGGUACAGAGUCAGAGAGCUCUAUGUUCUGGACGGUAGAUGGAAGACAUACUGACCACAUAGAACAGCUCAACGUGACAAAGACAACAAUCCUUCCUAGGAGUAGUGGGGUCUAUGGCCGGUCCACUCUGUCUAUCUAUGAGGUCCGUCCUGAGUUCCUCAACGUGACCAUCAGCUGCAUCGCCAGGAACGCCGUGGGUCGGGACAUAGGGUUUCUGUGGCUCCAACCAGCCAAUCACAGUGGUUUCUACACAUGCCUGUGUCUCUGCCUGGCCUUUUCUAUGGUCGUUCUUGGAGUAUCGAUGUGCUGCCUCUUUAAAGUGGACCUGGUGCUGGCCUAUAGGAGACUCCUCCCCCUAGUGUCCAAAAAGAGAGCACCAGAUGGAAAGCUGUAUGAUGCCUAUGUCAGUUAUGUCCAUGGUGAUGGGUUGUCCAGGGCAGAGAUGUUUGCUCUGCAGGUUCUACCUGAGGUGUUGGAGAGACGAUACGGAUACACACUUUUUGUCAGUGGCCGGGAUGACCUCCCUGGGGAAGCGAUCCAUGAUGUCACCUCAGAGACAAUGCGGAGAAGCAGACGACUCAUCAUCAUCCUGUCAGCCCAGAGUGCAUCCCCUCUACACCCCAAAAUGGAUCCUGAGGACCAGUUACCACUGCACCAGAGCCUGCAGGACUGCCCUAGCUACGACCAGCAGAUUGGCCUGUACGACGCUUUGAUCCAAGAUGGCCUCCGGGUUGUCCUGGUGGAGAUAGAUGGCAAGGUGGACUACACUUCCCUGCCCAAGUCACUGCACUAUAUCAGGAGGAAGCAGGGAGCUCUGAGGUGGAGGAGGCCCAGCUCUGGAAAGAGCAGCUCCACUGCAUCCCCUAAUGGCCACUUCUGGAAGUGUCUGAGAUACCACAUGCCCUUCAAGCCCAAAGGGGCUCUGAAACCACAGCCAACACCUGGGAUAAACUGUAGUAUAGAACUGUAUUAGUGAUGUCUUUAUUAGACAUUAUCUGACAAUGUUUAUAUUGAUGUAUUCACAUGGCUAUUAUGCCUAUGGCUGGUGAGGCCAACCCUGAUCCUGGAACCCUUGAAUUGUUGAAUUAUAUAUUUUUUUAAAUGUUUGAGAUAAAAAUGUGAUCGAGUGUCCUAAGAAUUGUACAAGAGCACUUGUGCAGAUUGAGAGGCUUUUUUCUUGUAGCAAUCCGGCCUACAAGAAACAGUUACACUCCUCCUGAAUAGAGUUUUGCUAAUUUUGCUCAUACUUUGCUCAUACUAGUUCCAGUGUAAUCGAGUGUCCUCUAAGAAUUGUGCAAGAGCACUUGAGAAGCUUUUUCUAGCAGUAACAGAGUUAUUUGUGUAAUGUGUCAGUGCAGUGGUACUGGUACAGCUGGCCUGGCGCUAUGCUGUCUCAGUAUAAACAGGAUAUCAUCUGGAUUGUUUGGAAACAGCAUGGUCUCAACCAAGGUUUCCACUGACUUAGUAAUCUCUAAAUGGUACAGUAACUACAUCUGUUUUGUCUUAUUUUUAUUAUAUAACUAUUGUACUUUAUUAGUUCACUUUACACUGUACAUUUGAUAAAUUAUGAAAUGUGAUGAACUGGACUAUUUUCUUCCAAUAGUUCCAUCAAUAGUUGCUGAAUAUAAUGAUAGAUGUGUUCGAGACCUUUAAGUUAAUUAAGUUUAAUUAAUGUUUGCCUCUGUGUGCAUGUUUGAGAAAGAGUGUAUGCUCUUGUGAAUGCUGCAUGUCAAUUAAAAGUGUGUGUUUGAUUGGUUA